Anopheles cruzii is the source of this 1051-nucleotide messenger RNA. Its product is annotated as 37 kDa salivary gland allergen Aed a 2-like. Gene Ontology annotation, molecular function: odorant binding. Gene Ontology annotation, biological process: sensory perception of smell. The transcript is spliced from 3 exons. The record is from RefSeq and is a predicted model, not a curated record. Bases 29 to 988 code for a protein of 319 amino acids. Lineage: Eukaryota; Metazoa; Arthropoda; Insecta; Diptera; Culicidae.
UAGUCCCAGGUGUGACUUUGUCGAGAAAAUGAUCGCGGCCGUCCUUGCAGUUUCCCUCAUCAGUUGCUGCACGCUAGUGACCUCACAGGCGGCCGCGGCCGGCAACUGGAAGCCGCUGGAACCAGAAGAAACGUUCUUCGUGUACACGCGCUGCCAGGAAGAUCACCUCCCGGACGGAGCCAACCGACCGCAGUACCAUAGCCAGUGGCGCCAGUGGAAGUUGUUGCCCGACGACCGCGUCACCCAUUGCUACCUCAAGUGUGCGCUGGUUGGGUUGGGACUGUGGGACGAACGGGCGAAACGGUUCCAGGCCGCGAGGAUCACCACGCAGCAUUUGGAGUACAAGAAACUGAACGAGGCCAGCGACAGCGAGGUGGCCCAGUAUAAGGCAGCCGUUGGCAGCCUCAACGGUGGCAAGGGCAGUUGUGCCGAACUGUACAAAUCGUACAAACCCGUGCACGACAAGUUUGUCGCGGUGACGCAAAAGCUCUACCACGGCACGUCCCGGGCGGCGAACAAGGUGUACCAGGCGAAUCCUUUCAUGAAGCGCAAGGACGAGUCGGCGAUGGCGUACUGCGAAAAGAUGGUUUAUUCCCCGAAAACGAAGAAGGACAUGUGCGCAGGUCGUCAGUAUCAGCUGACCGGGACCAAAGAGCUGCGUGAUAUCAUCGAAUGUAUCUUCCGCGAGCUGCGCUACACCAGGAAUGGGGAACUCAAUGUCGACGAGAUCGUGCGCGACUUUAAGAUGAUCAACAAGGGCAACCUAGAGCAACAGGUCCGCUCGGUGUUAUCAAAGUGUCGAGGUAUGACGCCGUACGAUCACUACUCCUGUCUACUAAAAAGCAACCUGAAGGAGGACUUCAAGAAGGCCUUCGAUUUCCGCGAAAUACGGUCGGCAGACUACUCGUAUCUGCUCAAAGGGAACAAGUAUGACCCGGCGAAGGUUAAAUCGAUGGUCGCGGAGAUAGACAAAAAGACUUGCGGAUAAAGCAAGAUCUUGGCGGAAUUGAACGAAUGUCUAUCGUCUAGAAUAUAGUAAAUUAGCAAAGAA